GCUGACUGCAGCUUAGCAUACACUUCCGCAUCAGCAUCAAGCAAGCAACAAUGGCCAACCGCUUCACCAAGCCCUCCGUUGUCAUCGUCGGCUCGGGCGAGUUCGGCUCGACGACCGCUGUCGAGCUCCUCCGCUCCGGCAACUACUCGAGCGUGACUGUCCUCGACCGCCUGGCUCAGGUGCCGGCCGUCGACGCCGCCUCGACCGACAUCAACAAGGUCGUGCGCUUCGACUACGCCGACGAGGAGUACGCCAUUCUUGCUCACGAGGCGGUUCAGCGCUGGCUGCGCCCCGAGUGGAAGGGCAUCUACUUCAACACCGGCUGCCUCGUGCGCGGCCUCACCGACCCCCAGUCGCAGCGCAUCUAUAAGAACUCGUGCGACCUUGAGCCCCGCACCCGCCUCCUCCACGACCCCGAGGAGAUCCGCAAGGUUCUCUCGCCCUCGGGCAAGGCCGUUAUCGGUGAGAAGGCGCUCAUCAAGUCAUUCCACAACCCCCAGGGAGGAUGGGUGCACGCCUCGGGAGCCAUCAACAAGCUGUACGAGGAUAUCAAGUGGCUCGGCGGAAAGAUUGUCACUGGCGCCGACGUGAUUGAGCUCAUCAAGAACGAGGACGGCAGCGACGUGGUCGGUGUCCGCUGCGCGGACGGCCGCGAGUUCAAGGCGGACAAGAUCAUCAUGGCCAUGGGUUCGUGGACCGGCGGCCACCCCGCCCUCCGCGGUGUCUUCCCCGAGAACCUCCUCGUGCCCACCGGCCAGACCGUCGCUGCCGUCCAGCUCACUCCCGAGGAGCACGCGCGGUACGCCGACAUGCCGACGAUCGCCAACCUCGAGGGCUCGGGCUACUACCAGUUCCCGCCCAACCAGACAGGCCUCGUGAAGUUCGCCAUCCACGCCGGCGGCUACAUCCUUCCUAACAACAUCCCCCGCACCGCCGCCGACCCCAAGGCCGUUGACUACACCGCUAAGAACCGCGUGGGCUGGAUUCCGCGACAGAGCUUCAAGAGCAUGCGCGAGAAGUUUGCCGAGCUCUGGCCCGAGCUCGCCAAGAAGCCCAUGGCCUUUACUCGCAUGUGCUGGUACUCUGACACCCCCGACGGCAACUGGGUUAUCGACUUUGCGCCGCAGUACCCGUCGCUCCUCAUUGCGUCGGGCGGCGCCGGGCACGCGUUCAAGUUCCUGCCCGUCAUGGGUGAGCUCAUCAAGGGCCGCCUGGAGGGCCACCUCCCCGCCAACCUUGUCAAGAAGUGGGCGAUCAACCGCGAGGUGCCACUCGUCGACCUCGACCGCGAGGGCCGUCCUGGCCGCCAGCCCCUUGUUCUCGGCGACCUCACCACCCUCGAGGAGUUGGGACCUCUGGCGCCCAACGCCGAAAAGCGCGAGUCGCGCCUGUAAGAUAGUGAUAGUGGUCACAUAGAGCCGACGAGAGCCGGGAUCGCAUGGAUUGUAGGGAUAAUGCAUAAGACGUCAUCAUGG
Cutaneotrichosporon oleaginosum is the source of this 1475-nucleotide messenger RNA. RefSeq lists its product as uncharacterized. Gene Ontology annotation, molecular function: sarcosine oxidase activity; flavin adenine dinucleotide binding; proline dehydrogenase activity. Lineage: Eukaryota; Fungi; Basidiomycota; Tremellomycetes; Trichosporonales; Trichosporonaceae. The record is from RefSeq and is a predicted model, not a curated record.